Messenger RNA from Eremomyces bilateralis CBS 781.70, 1902 nucleotides. RefSeq lists its product as uncharacterized. Gene Ontology annotation, biological process: DNA-templated transcription; regulation of DNA-templated transcription. Bases 1 to 1902 code for a protein of 633 amino acids. Gene Ontology annotation, cellular component: nucleus. The transcript is spliced from 6 exons. Lineage: Eukaryota; Fungi; Ascomycota; Dothideomycetes; Eremomycetales; Eremomycetaceae. The record is from RefSeq and is a predicted model, not a curated record. Gene Ontology annotation, molecular function: DNA binding; DNA-binding transcription factor activity, RNA polymerase II-specific; zinc ion binding.
AUGAGUUCCCCAGGGACUCUCGACCCUGCAGGUCCGCUGCAGUCGCGUCUACCCGACAAUCACGCGCAUGGCAUACCGGCAUCGACGAGAUCUCUAGAGGACGGUGAUGAUACUCGCUCGGAAGGACAUUUCGAUCGCGAUGGAGACCCGUCGCUUCGGCCACCGAAGAAGAGGCAGAAAAGAAAUAAACCCACUUUAAGUUGCGCGGAAUGCGUCGAGCGCAAGACGAAGUGUGAUCGAGGCCGCCCAAGAUGCAUCUCGUGUUUGAAAAGGCAGACAGAAUGUACUUAUUCUGCGCGCGCUGAACUCAUCUAUUCUGUCAGGUUCGUUGAUCCUUCCUCACCAAGUCCAUCUUUAACAAUUCGACCAUCUAGCGUUCCAUCAACCAAGAUCAAAUCUCGUAGAGAAAGCGAUGAUGCCGGAAAUGGCCUUUCCAAUGUUACGUCGUCAGCAUUCCUACUAUCGCAUAUUCCGUACUCCAAACCGAGCCCGUCCGAUGUCUUCGGUGUUGGUAAAGAGCAUCCCUUCGCCAACUACUGGACCUGUCAAGGUGGUCUUCCCGAGGUAAUCGGCAUCCUUCCGAAGAAAGACCAAGCCGACAUUCUCGUGGCGAAAUACUUCGAGUGCGUCGAUCCGGUCUACCCGAUGCUCAAUCAACAAUCCUUCCUCCAAGAUUACGAGAACUUCUGGCAGCUUCAGAUCCAAGAUAAAUACAAGGCGGAUCCAGGCCUCGUCGCCCUCCAACUCAUCAUAUACGCGAUGGGAACGCAAUUCUUCCCGAAAACAUGCGCGACGGCAGACGGCACCCAGCAGGCCCAAAUGGCGGAAUUCUACGUGUCGGCCGCCCAUCAAGCGUUGCGCAUUUUUGCCUACCUCAGCAGAGUCAACCUGAGCUCCAUCCAAGCGAUGAUCCUGAUUUGCUAUUUCUUGAUGAACGACAACAAGGCUUCCGAUGCGUGGGCUUUUGGUGGAGUUCUAAUUCGACAGGCGUACGCCCUAGGAUUGAACCGUUGCCCGGACAUUAUCGUUCCCGAUGCCACGCCAGAGGAAAAGCAGCAACGGAGGAAAGUCUGGCAGGCAGUCUUCGUUCAGGAUACCUUCCUGACCAUUCUGCUAAGUCUUCCACCAACCUCAACUUUCAGUGACUGCACCGUUGAUUCGUUGACCGAGGAUCCUGAACCCGCAACGCUCCAAACCCCUCUUAACUUGAUCUCAACACGUGGAGAUGUUCGCUACACCCGUACUAUGUGGCAUCUGGCGAAUCUCGUGCAGCGAACCAUUUGCUACCCUAGGGCACUCUCCCAACCGGCGACAACGACCCCCGCUUCGAAACGGGGCUUGGUUGCAAAUUACCAAAGCCUCUACCGGGAAUUUCCACAUAUGCUCACCGAAACCCAACGGGGAUGGACUGCCCAGCUCGUCCAAAACGGCGAAUACCGAACCGCCCGACAGUCCCUCUUCCUCCGCAGCAACUACUGGCACAGCCUGAUGCUCAUCCACGCCGAUGAAGGCACUCCACCGAACAGCCGCCACGACAGCGCCAUCUCGCACAUCCCCACCAUCGAUGCCCGCGCUGCCGUCGACGCCGCCCGAACCGCCAUCGCCACCUUCUUCGAUCUCUGGCAAUGGUUCGAGACCGAAGCCGGCGUAUGGUGGGUGUUCCAGCACCGCGCCUACGAGGAAGCGCUCAUGAUCUGCCGUCUCCUCGCAGCCUAUGGCUCGCAGUUCCCCCCCAUCUCCUCGCCCCGGUUGGAACCCGACCCGCUGUUCAUCGCGGCGAAGGCCGACGUGGCGCGCAUGCUCGAAAUCUUGGAGCAGGUUGGAACGAGCGCACCGGAGCUGCAGAAGACGAGGCGAGAGAUUUUGUGUCAGGCCUGCGAGGCGGUGGGGGAUGGGCUAUGA